GGACAGUUAAUUUGCUCAGCCAUAGCGACCGAGCCCCGCCCCCUGUGUGGACCAAUCAGAGAGCAGGAGCGUCCCCCCACCCUCCUACCCGCCCAUACACCGUGACACCCGGUACAUCUGAUCAGUUGCCCGUCGGACCCAUGUGUGUAGACAUGGACGAUACACGCCUGUUCUUGGGCUACCACGUGCCGUCCGCGCAGAACUUCGAGAGUCCUUUGGAUCUGAGAGGACACCUGAGCCCACCAGCGCCUCCGUCCCCGGGCCCCAGCACUGCCGAGGAGUCCGACGCCGACAUCAACGUGGACUCGGACGACCCUGAGGACCGCUACCGGUACGACUUCCAUAGAUACCCGCAGGAAACGCGGAUAGAAGAAGCCCCUACUGAAGACGCUGAGAAGAAACCUUCAUCGAACCUGGUGAAGCCUCCGUACUCCUACAUAGCGCUGAUCACCAUGGCAAUACUUCAGUCGCCGCACAAGAAACUAACGUUGAGUGGCAUUUGUGAGUUCAUCAUGGCGAGAUUUCCCUACUACAGGGAGAAGUUCCCCGCGUGGCAAAACUCUAUAAGACACAACCUCUCGUUGAACGACUGUUUCAUCAAGAUCCCCAGGGAACCCGGUAACCCUGGCAAAGGUAACUACUGGACCCUGGACCCCAUGGCGGAGGAUAUGUUCGACAACGGGAGUUUUCUCAGGAGGAGGAAGCGCUACAAGAGACAACCUCCGGAAUUGUUCCUGCGUGACCAUCACAUGGCGUCGUUCCUGGGGCAGGACCCGUACCACCCGCUACAUCUGCACCCUCCCUACCCGUAUCUGUCACCUCUGCCGCCCGCGGUGCCACUACUUCCUCCGGCCGACCUCGCACGGCUGUCCCUUGGACUCAACUUCCUGUCUAGCUCCGGGAGUACACUUCCAUGUAAGCCUGUGCCUGUGACCGCCUCCUCGCAGCUGCCUCUGCCCAGGCCGGUGUUCAGUAUAGAGUCGCUCAUCGGCAAGUCGACCCCGAAGAUUCCCAAGCCCGCGGCCAAGGUGGCGGAGCCCCUACUGCCUCCUGUGACUCGCUCCCUCGACUCCGCGUUCACCCCACUGGCAGCGGCUUGGGCCAGGUGAGCCGCCCUAGGCCAAGGUAAUCUUUUCCACGUGUAAGUACCAAAUGACGAUCCAUAAGCUGUAAUAUUUUAGUG
Messenger RNA from Macrosteles quadrilineatus (aster leafhopper), 1183 nucleotides. RefSeq names its product forkhead box protein D3-like. Gene Ontology annotation, biological process: anatomical structure morphogenesis; regulation of transcription by RNA polymerase II; cell differentiation. Gene Ontology annotation, molecular function: DNA-binding transcription factor activity, RNA polymerase II-specific; RNA polymerase II cis-regulatory region sequence-specific DNA binding. NCBI's taxonomy places the organism in Eukaryota, Metazoa, Arthropoda, Insecta, Hemiptera, Cicadellidae. Bases 141 to 1109 code for a protein of 322 amino acids. The record is from RefSeq and is a predicted model, not a curated record. The transcript has a single exon.